Messenger RNA from Oikopleura dioica, 717 nucleotides. NCBI's taxonomy places the organism in Eukaryota, Metazoa, Chordata, Appendicularia, Copelata, Oikopleuridae. The record is from the annotation of a GenBank genome assembly.
AUGGGCUUGAAGCUGUUUGACGAGCCGGAUCAGUUUGGAAAAAGCCCGAAUGCAAAAGGCGCCGGAAAGAAGCCACAGGUUCCGAGAUUUAUGAAGAAAACCGGCGAGUGUAAUAUCCGGCAAGAUUCGAAAGAGAAAUUUGAACGAUUCAUUUCGGAUUUCUUUACGACGAUGAUUGAUCUUCCUUUCAGCAUUUUUAUGCUUUCUUAUGUUUCUUUUUAUGUCUUCAGCUGGAUAAUAUUUUCAUCUGUAUAUUAUGUCGAUGCCAAAGCUCGUGGAGACAUUGACUACUAUCAAGCAAGAGAGAAACUGGAUAACCUAUUAAAAGAAGAACUCAUUAAUUUUUCGAUCAACGCAACAUCAGACAGCAGCCGCCACUUGGACGAAAACGACGUGUUUUAUUUAAGAAACCUGGACCAGAGCUACGAUCGACAGUAUUACUGGCUCGUCAACGACACUUAUGAGCGACCGGUCUGUUUUGAGAAUGUCAACUCUUUUCAAACCGCGUUUUUGUUUUUUGUUGAGACGGAAACGACGGUUGGCUAUGGGAAGAGGACUAUUACAGCAAAUUGUCCUGAAGCGAUUCUGCUGCUCAUUAUACAGUGUUUGGCCGGAACGAUGGUGGAUGCUUUCAUGGUCGGAUGUAUCUUUAUCAAAAUUUCCAAGCCUCAGGAAAGUUUUUCAAAAGCUCUAGAAUCAAAUGCAACCCAUAAGUGA